AUGAACAUCACAACAAAGACCGGUCUGAUCGCUUCCCCCCGGAAACGGAUCGUACGACCAAAGAAGGAGUUCGAUCCGGCCAUCCUUGCACCGUGUGCCAUCACGCGGCAAGUUCCACUCGCACUGCGUCCUUUCGGCGGUCUGUACAACCCGUACUCGAAGGGUUGCUCGGUGCUGUGUAAUCACCCCGCGGCCCAGGAGGUGAAGAACGUCGUCCGGCUGGCGAAGGAUGCGUGGAUCACGGAGGCGAAGGUGGCCGCUCUGCAUCACGGAGCGGCCACGGCAGGAGCGAUGGCAGGGACGCUGGGAGAUCGGAAGGGCGGUACGGCCUUGGUCGAUGCGGACGGCAAGGCGCUGCCGGGUGACGCCGAACUACCGGACCACGUUCCGGAGGAGUUCUUCCGGCGCUACACGGACACGGAUUCGAGACCGCUGACGCCGACCCCGACGGUAGCCAGCGGUCGGACGCGUGCCAGUGUGGGCGGGUCACAUCUGACGCGCCGGUGCGUCACGCCGGAACCGCAGACGGCCAAUGGCCAGGAGCGCAAGCAGCUGAUACUGGACCUGCGCCGCAGCCACAGCCAGGAGACGCUCUACUGGAACGCGUCUUCCGAGCUGAGCCCGAGCCAGCUGCACGACGGUGGUGGCGGUGGCUGGGCUCACGGGCAUGGCGGCACUGGUGGGGGCACCGGCGUACGCGGUGGCAGUGCUGGCGGCGGCGGUGCGGGCGGUUCUGGCGGUGGUUCCGCAGCCCAGUCGGCCGUCGCGGACGAUACCGGAAGAGCCGCGGUUGGCGGCGAGGAUGGGAAGCUGCGCGGUGAGUCCGACACCGAGCCGGGAUCCGGCCGGGCGCCGCCACAACCGAUGACGUGUAUCAACGCGAUGGACGACGGGGAGGAGGAUCCGCCGCGGCGGCGCGGUAAGCGGCGCAAGAAGUCCAAGCAGCUCACGCAAACGAUCAGCUUCGUGCCGAACCAGGACCCGGAGACGCAGAUCGCCAAGAUGGAUCCGGAUUCGCCGAACUACUCCGCCCGGCCGUCGCUCGUGCCGACGGGGAAAAGUCUGCUCGGUCUGGCGCAAGACCUGACACCACCGGCUGGCUUUGGGACGGGUGGCCCUCAGGACGGGCAGGGUCAGCCUGCCGAAGAGGACUGCUUUUUGGAUGACGAAUCGCUGGGGUUGCUGCGUCGUGGGUUAAACAUCGACAUCGUGGAAAUGAUUUUCGAGCGAUACAAAGGACGUGCCAUACGGGAAGCGUUCCGAACAGCGACAAUGGAUAGGCUAAACUUCCAGACGGAAGCCGUAAGGACAUUGCAGCGGUCCGUGCAGCAGCAGAGUGACGUCGACUACGAGAAAUGGAUCGAUCUUCCGCGGAAGUAUUCACGAUCGUCAGCCCGGUUCGAGAUCCCUAUCGAUACCCGCAAACUCACCCGUAUGACCCCGAUCGAGUAUUUGCACGAUCACGUGGUACUGAGUGGUGAUCGCAAACAGCUGUACCAUCGGAUCUUCGUACGCAAUUUGCCCCGGGAGGAACCGAAGUCAUCCGGUGUGCUGGAGAGCGUGGACAGUGAUUCACUGCCGGAAACGGAGACCGGUCCGAUCGAACACGACAGCACGCGCAAUCUGCUUGCGGACGUGACCAGGUACAUCCCGAUGACAAGCUUCGACCGGGCGUUACACGAGGCGCUUGGGUUUCAUGGAACGCCGGAACGUAUCGCCGCCAUUCGAGAGCUGCUGGAGCUGAAUUACGAUCCGUUUCAUGAGCUGCAGAUCGAUUUUAGAACGUGGUGUGGGAUUGUCGCGUUUGCGGAGCGUUUCAUUAACACGCUCGAUCGUGAGCAGGACCCGUGCGAUGAGCUGGAAAUGGUUGAUUUUGAGUCGCUAGAGCGGCGCGUCCGUUGGGCACAACCAUCGGAAAGCCUGUGCGAAGUGCUGCAAAUCAUCAAAUAUCAUUAA
Anopheles nili is the source of this 1956-nucleotide messenger RNA. RefSeq lists its product as uncharacterized. The record is from RefSeq and is a predicted model, not a curated record. The transcript is spliced from 4 exons. The coding region runs from base 1 to 1956 and encodes 651 amino acids. Lineage: Eukaryota; Metazoa; Arthropoda; Insecta; Diptera; Culicidae.